Messenger RNA from Salmo salar (Atlantic salmon), 5165 nucleotides. Its product is annotated as C-type mannose receptor 2. Lineage: Eukaryota; Metazoa; Chordata; Actinopteri; Salmoniformes; Salmonidae. The record is from RefSeq and is a predicted model, not a curated record.
UUCACUUUUAACGACGCACUAAAAAGACACAGAGCUCACUCUACUCCUCUCUUCUGCACCCCAUCAUACUCACCACCACUCUACCCAUCCGUCCCGAAAAGAAAGCUCUCCAAAAAUUGCUCCGAUUUACAAUUUGCUGAGCAAUAGUGGGCAUGCCACGCUGCGACCGAAACAAGGAUUCGAGGAGAACAUGGAAAAAUUCCCUUCACUUUUACAAAUGCACUUUAUAUUUAUUCAUCUUUAGUCUGGAACUAAACAGCAGCGUUUCAGAGCCUGUGAAUGGUGAUGUGUUUGUGUUCUUCCACGAGGGGGCUCAGGGCUGUCUAGGGGUGCAGGGUCACUCCCUGUCCCUGUCCAAGUCCUGCGAGGAUGACGCCCAGAAGUGGAAGUGGGUGACCCGGGGCCGGCUCUUCAACCUAGGCUCCUCUCUGUGCCUAGGCCUGACAACAGGCAACUACAGCUCCAGGGAGGACGUUUCACCGCUGGGCGUCUACCCCUGUGACAGAGAGCCUCCAGGGGUCCGAUGGACCUGGUACUGUGUCCAUGUGUUGGAGAACCUCAACCUGUACCUGCCGUCACCCUCGCACCCUGUUAACCCCUCCGCUAACUCCUCAGUGGUGGCCUCGGAUGUCAAGCCCCCACGGGAGGGGCUCAAGUGGAGGCUCUUUGGGGACGAUCAGGACCUUUGUUCUAGGAGCUAUCGUGAGAUCUAUACUAUCCAGGGGAACUCUCAGGGUCGGCCCUGCUACCUUCCCUUCAUGUACGAUGGCCAGUGGUUCCACAACUGCACCAGUAUUGGCAGAGAGGACGGUCACCUGUGGUGUGCCACCACCUUCGACUAUGGCAAGGACGAACACUGGGGCUUCUGUCCUGUCAAGAGCAAUGACUGUGAGACGUUCUGGGACACAGACCCCCUGACAGACAGCUGCUACCAGUUCAACUUCCAGGCCACUCUGUCAUGGAGCGAGGCUCGCAUCAGCUGCCAACAGCAGGGGGCAGACCUGCUCAGUAUCACCAAGCUGCAUGAACAGACCUACAUCAACGGUUUGUUGACUGGUUACAGUGCUGCUCUGUGGAUCGGUUUGAAUGACCUGGACAUCAGCGGAGGUUGGCAGUGGGCUGACUCCUCCCCGCUCAAAUACCUCAACUGGGAGAACGACCAGCCGGGCCAUGUGGAUGAGGAGAACUGUGCGGUGAUCAGGACAGAGUCGUCUGGCCGCUGGCAGAACAGAGACUGCUCUGUAGCCCUUCCCUACGUCUGUAAGAAGAGACCCAAUGCCACCCUGGACCCCUUCACCACCGACUCGUGGGCGGAUGAUGAGAAGUACGAGUGUGAUGUGGGCUGGCAGGCGUUCCAGGCAGGCUGCUACAGACUGACGUCAGAGAAGGUGGUCUGGGACGCUGCUCAGAAAACCUGUCAGAAAAUGGAGGCCAACCUGGUCAGCCUCCACACCCUGCCUGAACUAGAGUUCAUCAUCAACAACAUCAAGCGAGAUGUGGAGGAGCUGUGGAUUGGUCUCCAUGACACGGCUAUGCAGAUGGACUUCCAGUGGACAGACCACACGCCCGUCAUCUUCACUUACUGGCAUCCCUUUGAGCCCAACAACUUCCAAAACACCCCAGAGGACUGUGUCACCAUCUGGGGACCCGAAGGCCGCUGGAAUGACAGUCCCUGUAACCAGACUCUGCCGUCCAUCUGUAAGAAAGCAGCCCAGAAAACUGACGGACAGGCACAGGACCACGGGUGCAAACCAGGCUGGAGAUGGCACAGUCCGGCCUGCUACUGGGUGGGAGAGGAGCAGGUGACCUUCGAGGAGGGCAGGAAGGCCUGCGCUGGCAGUGGAGCUACCCUCAUCACCAUCACCAAUAGGUUUGAGCAGGCGUUUGUCAACAGUCUGGUGUUUGGCCGUUCUGGGGAUUCAUUCUGGAUAGCCCUGCUUGACCAGAGCAGCCCCGGAAAAUUCCACUGGCUCAGCGGGGAUGAAGUAGCCUAUACCAACUGGAACAGAGACCAGCCAGGAGGAAACAUCAAAGGGGGCUGUGUAACCAUGGAGACGGGCUACGCCACAGGCCUAUGGGAGGUGAAGGACUGUGCGUCGGCCCGGGCAAAGUUCAUCUGUAGACUGAACCAGGGCAAGUCCCCCAGCCCUGAGCCCCCCACCCCGCACCCCACCCCCAGCCUCACUGGAUCCUGCCCCAACGGGUGGAAGACAAACGGCAAGCUGCACCACUGCUACAAGGUGUUCGACUCGGCCCAGAUGGACCAGAAGCUGAGCUGGCUGCAGGCCCACCUAGCCUGCCAGAGACACCAUGGAGCCAACCUGCUGAGUGUCAGUGGCCCAGAGGAGGAGCACUUCAUACUGCAGAUACUACACGAAGCCUUUGGGGAGUCAGAGGACCAUGAGCAGCGCUGGUUCUGGAUCGGCCUGAACCGCAGGAACCCCAUGGACAACGGCAGCUGGAAGUGGAGCGAUGGACUGGCCUAUACGUACCAGAACUUUGGGCGUUACUACUACAACGUUCGUCAGUGUGCAGCAGCAGACCUGGGCACCAUGACCUGGCUGGCCAUGCGCUGCGACUAUGAACUGGACUGGAUCUGCAAGAUCCCCAAAGGAAAAGUUGAUAAGGAUCCAAACCCCACUGAAGCCCCCCCUGCCAGUGAGUGGGUGGGCUUCCAGGAGGCAGAGUAUAAGUUCUUUGACCACCGGUCUACGUGGGACCAAGCCCAGAGAAUCUGCUCCUGGUUCGGUGCUUCUCUGGCUUCCAUCCACUCUGAUAUGGAGGAGGUUUUCCUUGCCAACACACUGCACAAGAUGACCAAGGUAGAGGGGGACCACUGGUGGGUGGGGCUUCAUACGUAUGAGAACGAUGGCCGUUUCCACUGGUCAGACCACUCUGUGCUCAACUAUGUGUCCUGGGCUCUCGGCAGGCCACACCCACUCAGCCGCGACCGCAAGUGUGUCCACAUGUCAGUCAGCAAAGCGGAGUGGGCAGAUCAGAAAUGCCACUCAGACCUGCCCUACAUCUGUAAGAGAGUGAAUGUCACAGGCACUAUCCCACCCACACCCUCCACCCCGCUGCCCCCCGCGGGCUGUCCUGAUGGCUGGGGCCCCUUCCUGCACAAGUGUUAUAAGGUGUUUGGUCAUGAGGAGAGUCGGCGGGCCACAUGGUCAGGAGCCAAGCUCAUGUGUGAGUCACAGGAAGGAGCCUUGGCUGUGGUGCCCAAUCACGUGGAGCAAGCCUUUGUCACCACUCUGCUGUCCAACGUGAGUUUUGACCUGUGGGUGGGGCUGACAUCUGACUCUAAAGGCCACUUCCAGUGGGCUCGUCCUGGACUCCUCAGCUACACUAACUGGGCCUCUGGAGAACCCCUGGACAACAGUGGACCACUCCACAACAAGACUCCGGGGAACUGUGUGGUGAUGAUCCAUGGGAACCCAGCUAAAAAUACGGGCAUGUGGGCGUCCCGGGCCUGUGAGAUGGAGAAACAUGGCUACAUCUGCCAGAAGAAACAAGACCCAGCUCUGCCCCCUGGCGCUGCCCUCCUCCCCUCCUCCCUGUCGGGAGCCCUGGACCUGGGUGGGGUGUCAUACCGCAUAGUGAAGAAGCGCCUGGAUUGGAUGGGGGCGCUGCAUGUGUGCGAGUCUCUGAACGGGACGUUGGCUUCAGUGAGAGACCCCUACCAACAGGCUUACCUCACCCUGCUGAUGAACAGCCUACACCUCCCAGCAUGGAUAGGCCUUUACAACUAUGAGGGACGGCGCUUCAGCUGGUUGGGCGAGGAAGACCUGAUUUACACUGCCUGGCGGGAUGGGGAGCCUAAUACACUGUCUGGAUGUGGUCACAUGACCACGGGGGGGCAGUGGACUAUGAACCCCUGUGACGCUAAACUGGAUGCUGCCAUCUGUCAGAUUAAUACAGAGGAGGCUUUGGUGCACAAGUGGAGUUUCCCAGGACAGUGCCCUCACUCUCUGGGCGACUGGGCCUGGGUGCCUUUCAGAAACCACUGCUACUCCUUCAACCUGCAGAUCCUCCAGCUGCAGACCGACGCCCACUCCUCCUGCAGGAAGGUGGGUGGCCAGCUGCUGUCGGUCCUGGAUGAAACAGAGAAUGGCUUUGUGUGGGAGCACAUCCAGGGCUACCAGGAGCAGGCCCACGGAGCCUGGCUGGGUAUGAACUUUAACUCCAAAGGGGGCAGUCUGAUGUGGUCUGAGAGUGCAGAGGUGAAGUUCACAAACUGGGAGGUGCAGGGCACCAACCUGAGCAUGCUGUUUCCCAACGCCUGCUUCUGGAUCCAGAGCAACACAGGCCUUUGGAAACCAGGCUCCUGCAAGAACCGCACACAUGGAGUCAUCUGCAAGCGGCCACGCAGUGCUGAGGCUUUGGCGGUAGUCUCUGAAGAGGACCACCUGCCUACUCUGAUUGUGAUCAUGGUGACGGGCCUGGCGUUAGUGAUCCUCAUCGUGGGCGUGAUCUACCUGUACCGCCGGCGCCAGGCAGGCUCCCGUGGAUCUUACGAGGGGGCGCGCUACAGCCGCACCAACUCCAACCCCUCCGAACAGGCCGAGAAGAACAUCCUGGUGUCUGACAUGGAGCUCAACGAGCAGCCGGAGUAGCACAGCCAACCAGGACUGGCCCCUCCCCCCGGGGAAGGAGACACCUGGGAGUACCUAAUACUGACUGACCCACUGUCUGACUGAUACACAUUCUGCUUCUACAUUUUAUGUCCCUGUUCUGUUUGAAAAGAUGUUGAAGAUGCUGAAGGUCUGUGCUGUGUGGAGCGCAGCAGAUGCCAAUCAAAUUCCAUUUAAACAGUCAUUCUCCAAAGGGGUUAAUAAUAUGCAAAUUACAAUAUGAACUGCUUUUCUUAGUAGUAUAGCAAUAAUGUUUCUGAUGUCAGUUUCACAUUUCAUUUCAAACAAGUUCCUGUUUUUGGUCGCUAAGUCUAAAAGGCAGAUGCCAAAGACUAAGGCUUUGCACCAGUUCUUCCCUUGUCAGGAGACUCAGUAUCAUCCAAAUAUCAACACAACCUCCAUCGAGACCAUGACAGUAUUUACCUGAGGUUAACUUCAGGUUUGUUUUGUAUAUUUCCUUUUGGUUUGUUUGUGUGUUUUUUGUCCAGUGCAGCUGUAGUGAAUCUGUAGUGAAUCCUCCUUCUAAUUCUG